AUGGAUGAUGACCAAGCACUUGAAUUUGAAGUACUGGAGGGCAUACUGAGUGAUCCAAGUGCAGAGCCAAUCAGGCUAUCUUAUGGACUUAUGAAAUUCAUCACAGAAAACUUUUCAAAUGAAAUUGGUCGUGGUGCAUUUGGAGUUGUUUGUAAGGGAGAAUUGCAAAAUGGGGUGGUUGCUGUGAAGAUGUCCAACGCGUAUAGUGUUACUGAUAAGCAAUUCAUGGAUGAGGUCAAGUGUUUAAAGAGUGCAAAUCACAAGAAUAUAGUAAGAUUUCUAGGCUAUUGUGCAGAUACAAAAGAGGAAAUCAUGCCAUUGGAUGGAACAUUUGUGAUGGCAGGGGAACGGUAUAGAUUGCUUUGUUUUGAGUAUGUUCCUGAAGGAAACAUUCGGGAGUAUCUUCAACAAGAGAAAGCUCAAGGAGACGACUGGUCUGUCCGCUACAAUAUGAUUAGGGGAAUUUCUCAGGGUUUGCACUUUCUACACAACAAGCAAAUUAAUCAUCUAGACUUGAAACCAGAAAAUAUUAUGUUGGAUGCUGAGAUGGAACCAAAAAUUACUGAUUUUGGUUUAUCAAGAUUUUUAGGUCAAGGUCAAUCCAAGAUGAUUACUCAACACAUAGUCGGAACAUUACGAUAUAUUGCACCAGAAAUCAUAGAUGAAGGAGAAAUAUCAUUCAAAUCGGACAUAUAUGCUCUGGGCAUCAUUAUCAUAGAACUUUUAACUGGGAUCAGCAUGAUAAGUCUUGAGAAUUGGGAGGAAUCAUUAUUCAUCGUGGACUGCCCACGAGCGAGGAGGUGCACUGAAAUAGCUCGAAACUGUGCGGACCGCAACAAACAUAAUAGACCUACGGUGCGUGAAAUAAUUAGUGACCUAGAAGAGCUGGAGAGUGUGAGUCGACGGUCUUCCAUAAACCAAGUACGUAUGACUAAUUCAAGGCAGAGCUGUCGCUUUUGA
Molecule: messenger RNA, 960 nt
Organism: Triticum turgidum subsp. durum (durum wheat)
Lineage: Eukaryota; Viridiplantae; Streptophyta; Magnoliopsida; Poales; Poaceae
Source: the annotation of a GenBank genome assembly